Arachis ipaensis is the source of this 3423-nucleotide messenger RNA. Its product is annotated as Alkaline-phosphatase-like family protein. Gene Ontology annotation, molecular function: mannose-ethanolamine phosphotransferase activity. The record is from RefSeq and is a predicted model, not a curated record. Lineage: Eukaryota; Viridiplantae; Streptophyta; Magnoliopsida; Fabales; Fabaceae. Gene Ontology annotation, biological process: GPI anchor biosynthetic process. Gene Ontology annotation, cellular component: endoplasmic reticulum membrane.
CGGACGACCCAUCCCCAACAGACCCAUCCUCAUCCGCCUCUCCUCGCCGCUUCGACGCCAUCUCAUCCUCUUCUUUUCAGAUGUCUUGUAACCUCCGCAGCUUGAAAGUCAAUGAAAGUCUCUUGUAAAGGAGAGGGAAAAAAAAAAGCCAUAGAUCUUGACUGAAAAAAAAAAGUGAAAAACUCCUGAAUAACGAAGUCAUUGGUUCGGUUUUUGGCAAAAAAAGAAGAUGAAAGAGAGAGAGAUAGAGGGAGCGGCACGGCGGAGGAAGAUCACCGGGAAAUGGGGAUACACCUGGCAUCUGUGGGUGACGCUGCUGCUCCACAUCGCCGCCAUUGUUCUAUUCACGAGAGGCUUUCUACUCACGAGAACAGAGCUUCCCUAUUACAGCAACUCCUCUGACGUGUCCGAAUCACAGUGCCUCUAUUCUUCCUCUCACAACAACACCACCACUUCCUCUUGGACCAAACCCGCCGUUAACCGCCUCAUCAUCAUCGUUCUCGACGCCCUCAGGUUUGAUUUCGUUGCUCCUAGUACCUUCUUUCCAGAGUCGAAGCACUGGAUGGAUAAGUUGAAAGUUUUGAAGGAAGUGGUAUCUAAAAGUCCAACUUCAGCUAAGAUUUUCAAGGCCAUUGCUGAUCCUCCUACCACCAGUUUGCAGCGCUUAAAGGGCUUGACGACUGGUGGGCUUCCUACUUUUGUAGAUGUUGGUAAUAGUUUCGGCGCACCGGCCAUUGUUGAAGAUAACUUUUUAAAUCAGUUGGUUCAAAGUGGGAAGAAAGUUGUUAUGAUGGGAGAUGAUACAUGGACACAGUUGUUUCCACAUCAUUUUGAAAGAUCAUACCCAUACCCUUCUUUUAAUGUCAAAGAUCUUGAUACCGUUGACAAUGGAUGCAUUGAACACUUAUUUCCAUCCCUGUAUGAAGAUGAUUGGGACGUCCUCAUUUCACAUUUUCUUGGAGUGGAUCAUGCUGGACAUAUAUUUGGUGUUGACUCCACUCAAAUGACAGAAAAGUUGGAGCAAUACAAUAGCAUUUUAGAAAAAGUUAUUGAAGUGCUGGAGAAGGAGUCUGGACCUGGGAGAUUACAUGAGAAUACUCUGCUGGUGGUAAUGGGUGACCAUGGACAAACUUUAAAUGGUGAUCAUGGUGGUGGAGGUGCUGAAGAGGUGGAAACUGCAAUUUUUGCUAUGAGUGUUAAGAAACCUCCUUCUUCUGUACCAGUUGAAUAUGACACCUCUUCUUGUCAACUAGAUCUGGAUGGGAAGAAUGUCUGCGUCAGCUCUAUGCAACAGCUUGACUUCGCAGUAACAAUGUCAGCAUUGCUUGGCAUACCUUUCCCUUAUGGAAGCAUAGGUCAAGUCAAUCCCGAACUAUAUGCUUUAGGAGCAGGUAGUUGGAACUUGGAUGUGUCGCAACAGUUAUCAGAAUCAGAUAUCUGGAUACAGAAUUAUGCUAAUAUACUGUGCAUAAAUUCUUGGCAGGUGAAGAGAUAUAUAGAUGCUUACUCAGCUUCUUCAGCUGUUGGCUUUUCCAGUGAUGACUUAUCCCGAGUAGCAAGUGUUUAUGCUCAGGCAGAGAAUCAUUGGUUGCAUUCAACCAAAAAGCUGCGGCUUGAUAAAAGGGACAUUGAUGCAUUAGUGCCUGCACUUAAGAAGCAAAUUGAGUCAUACUUCAAUUUUCUAAGAACAGUUGCUGAGUUAGCUCGGUCAAAAUGGACCGAGUUUGAUUUACGUAUGAUGGGAGCUGGUAUUGCAAUAAUGUCAAUAUCACUUAUAUUUCAAGUUCUUGCCAUCUUGAGGGCGAACAGUCAAGAUGGUGCAACACUUGCAUCAUCUGGAUAUGCUUGGUUUUUCUCUGCCUCGGCUUUUGCAUUCUUUUUACUGGGAAUGCGCGCAGUCAGUUUCCUUUCAAACAGUUUCAUUUUGGAGGAAGGUAAAGUGGCAAAUUUUCUUUUGAGCACAUCUGGGAUCGUUGCAUUACGCAAAUCUGUUGUCAAGGGGAAACUGCUAAAAGAAAGUGUUGGUUUCCUUCUCUUGAGCACCUUUUGCCGAUUUGGAAUAGAAAUUGGGCUGUCCAAGCAGGCUUCUACUUCUGCUUUCAUGAAAGAGUACACUUCAUGGAUUCUCAAUAUUGCCUCUGGUUUAGCUGUAUGGAACCAUGCAGCUGAAGUUGUACCAAUUCUAGUGCUGAUUAUUUUAGCAUUCUGGCUAUACAAGGCCACCAGUGACAUCUUCUUUGGUUGGCCGAGGAAGAUUGUUGUUGUGUGUACUAUCUUGAGUUAUAUGCUGAUCAUAGUGCAUUGGAUCACUGAAAAUAAUAGAUAUAUAUUAGCAUUUAUGCCUGAAAGCAUUGGAAGAAUUUAUAUUCCAAGAAUCGUAUAUGCUAUUCUUCUGGGACAACUGUUAUUAUUAGUAUUUGCUCAACUAUUUAGGGGCAACUCUUCAGAUUGCAAGACAAAUUUGGUUGUAAAAACGACAGCAAUGCUAUCUGCAUGGAGUUCAACUGUCAUUCUUCUUUCUGGAAAACAAGGUCCUAUGGUUGCUUUUGCGUCCAUAGUUGGAGGUUAUUGCAUUAUGAGGUUGUGUGAUAUAGAGGAUGAUGCAAAGAAUGGACCUCAGAGACGUCUUUCAAUUGGUCCUUUUCCUGUGAUGCAAUGGAACCUCUUUGCCACGUGUCUCUUUUUCUGCAGUGGUCACUGGUGUGCUUUUGAUGGUCUCCACUAUGGUGCUGCAUUUAUAGGGUUUGAAGAAUUUAUGCUUGUCCCCCAAGCAAUCAUUCUUACACUUGACACCUAUGGCUUUUCUAUCAUCCUUCCAGUAUUUGGACUUCCGUUUCUUGUAGCAAUGAAGUAUAAGGCUGAUCUAGGGAAACAUGUUCUUUUCACACAGUUAUCUCAGAUGUAUACAACAUAUGGGCUCAUAACAGCAAUUAUGACGACAUUUACCAUAUAUUGUGUCACAAUGCAUAGGCGGCACCUGAUGGUUUGGGGUUUGUUUGCCCCAAAGUUUGUUUUCGAUGUGUUUGGUCUUCUCCUUACAGAUGUCUUGAUUUGUUUGGCCUCACUUUACUAUUUUGAUCAAGGAAAGGAUGCCCACAAUCACAAUUGAGAUUAUCAGGUUGUUGUAUAACACACUCUGAUCAGUUUAUAAUUUUUUAAUAUUUUUUUGUUAGAUGCUUUUAAGUUCCCAUAGGCUGUAUUUUUUCUCUGUUUUUGGGUGAUCUGAGUUGCGGUUAAUUUCGUUUUUUCUUCCUUCUUUUUCCCCCUUCUUCAUAUUCUUUCCUUGGUGAACUUAGUAAAAGCAUAUUUUUGUGGGUAGGGUACGGGCUUGAAUCUGUAGUUUCCUGAUGAUGCAGAGAAUUUUGAUGUUAACUAUUAUUAUAACAUAAUGUAGUUAUGAAUUAAGUGGUUCUUUCACUUUUA